Messenger RNA from Colius striatus (speckled mousebird), 1521 nucleotides. RefSeq names its product vasoactive intestinal polypeptide receptor 1-like. Gene Ontology annotation, cellular component: plasma membrane. The record is from RefSeq and is a predicted model, not a curated record. Lineage: Eukaryota; Metazoa; Chordata; Aves; Coliiformes; Coliidae. Gene Ontology annotation, molecular function: G protein-coupled peptide receptor activity; peptide hormone binding. Gene Ontology annotation, biological process: adenylate cyclase-modulating G protein-coupled receptor signaling pathway; cell surface receptor signaling pathway.
AUGUUCAUAGAGAUCGGUCCAAAAUCCCAGGGGGAAUCUCCUUCUCUCUGCCACAAGCCUGGUCCUGCAGGGCAGGAAGACGCCGGGCUCCCGCAGGAGAGACCCGAGGUGCCGGGAAGGGAGGUGCAAGGCUCUCCGGGGCAGGUCUUUGGCAGAUGGAGGCGGGCCGAGCCUCGGCUUUUGGCAGGUUUACAAGAAGAGGGAGCGGUGAGGACCUGGUGGUUGCUGCGCAGGAUGCUGAGUUUGUGUUGGCUGCUGCUACUCCCACUGGUUGUGGGAAUCCAUACAGAAUGCAAGAUAUUCCAGCAGGUAGUCAAAGAAGAGGCUCUGUGCUUAGAAAGGAAUGACUCUGUUUCACCUGAUCUUAAAGGAUGCGUCAGAGAUUGGGAUGGUCUAACCUGCUGGCCCAGAGCCACUUUCAGGGAAGUGAUUAAAGUUCCCUGUCCAAGAUUUUUUGAAGAAAUCACCAAUAUACAUGGCUUCCUUCAGAGAAACUGUGCGCAGGAGGAGUAUUGGUCGGAACCAUUCCCACCAUACACCAUUGCUUGUGGAUUUGAUGAGGGUUCCAGUAAAGAGCCUGAGGAUCAGACAUCAUAUUAUUCUGCAUUUUGGCGUGUCUACACUGCUGGCAAUGCAGCAUCAGUGACUUCAUUCGUUACAGCUCUAAUUGUCUUUACUGCUUUCAGAAAAUUCCACUGUACAUGGAAUUAUAUCCAUAUGCAUCUGUUUGUCUCCUUUAUCCUGAGAGCAAUUGCUGUUUUCACCAAAGAUGCUGUUUUGUUUGCAGAUGAAACUAUGGAGAACUGCCUAAUGUCAAUGGUUGCUUGUAAGGUUGCUGUGACUUUCUUCCAGUUCAGUAUUUUAGCCAAUUUCUUCUGGCUUCUUAUAGAAGGAAUAUAUCUGCAAACACUGCUUCUGCUGACUUUUAUUUCAGACAAGCAGUAUGUAUCAUAUAUGCUGGCUGGAGUUAGUACUGUUCACAUAUACUGGCUGGGAUGUUGGGAUGAUGACAAAAAUGGAGUGGUGUUGUGGAUCAUCAAAGGCCCCAUUCUGCUGACUGUAUUAGUAUGGGUUUUUUUCAAUUCUGUGAUCAGAAUUCUAGUCUAUAAAUUAAAGUCUCUAGAGGGAGGAGAAAGCCACUCAAAUCACUUUGUUGCGUUGUUCUUUAAUUCUUUGUUUGCCACAUUACUCUUAAUCCCUCUCUUUGGAGUACACUACAUUGUAUUUGCAUUUUUCCCAGAAAGCAUUGGUCUGGAAGCUCACCUUUAUAUUGAGCUGGGCUUGGGUUCCUUUCAGGGUUUUGUUGUGACUCUGCUAUAUUGCUUCUCAAAUGCAGAGGUUCAAAAUGAACUGAAGAAACAACUGUGCAAAUGGCAGUAUCAAGAAUACCUAACACACAAACACAAGAUUUUGUCCAGAGAAAACAAUCCCGUCAACUAUGUUACUCAGUUAUCACUGCUUGAAAAAAACAGUCCAAAAAGGAAAACAUCUUUGUACCAGAAUAAUGUAACCUCUGUCUGA